AUGAAAAAGGCCCAAAAUGAAAUCUUAAAAUUUGCUCCGUUCGACUUAAAAAAUAUACAGUCCCUGAUGAAUUUUUACAAAAUGUUAAGCAAAGAUUAUAAAUGUGGAGAGCUGCACGAAAAUAUCAUUUUAAAUCCAAACAAGAAGUCAUCCUUCCUCUACUUGGAACAGAGACAAGACGAAAUCAUUUUCGGUUUCAAGGACACCAAUAAUGACUUAUAUCAGAGUCUGCUAAAAUCAAAAGACAACAAAAUUUUUGGCUACAAACAAACCAAGCAAGAGGAAAUAAUUGCCCCGUUAAUUAAGAACAUAAAAAAUUAUUCCUACAUUGAGGGAGGCGCCCUAGUGACUUUUCACAAACCCCUUCUGAAGAGUUACAUGCUCACGCAGCUGCAGAGGGUGAAGCAGCUGUCGAAGCAGUCUGAGAUGAAGCAGCUGUCUCAGAUGUCUGAGCUGUCUGAGUCGCCUGAAAUGUCUGAGUCGCCUGAAAUGUCUGAAAUGUCGAAGCUGUCUGAGAUGUUUGAGCCGUCGGAGCUCCCUCACAUGUCGGACAAGUGA
Plasmodium inui San Antonio 1 is the source of this 558-nucleotide messenger RNA. RefSeq lists its product as hypothetical. Lineage: Eukaryota; Apicomplexa; Aconoidasida; Haemosporida; Plasmodiidae. The coding region runs from base 1 to 558 and encodes 185 amino acids. The transcript has a single exon. The record is from RefSeq and is a predicted model, not a curated record.